CUUGCUUUGCAUCCUUGCUGGCAAUUUUUAUUUGAACUAAUUAAUGAUUAACGGGAGUACUCUCCUUAAUCUUGUUCAAUGGUACAGAAAAGAAGAAGGAGCAGACAAGGCCAGAUGGACACAGUAGUAUCCUUUUUGUAGCACUAAACAGUUAAAAGGAAAAUGAAGCCCACGUAUUCCUUGUGUUUAGUGCUGACUGGCUUGUGUACUGUUGCCCAGUGUCAUCAGAAUCCUCAUAAACAUAAUAAACAGGAUGAUCCUAAAGGGGCAUACUACCCAGGACACAGUUCUCACAGGGAAGAAGUUUAUCCACUUAAGAACAAAACCUUUGUUAAACUAAUUCCCAGCAAUGCUGACUUUGCAUUUUCGUUUUACAAGCUGGUUGCAUCCGAAGAAACUGAUCAAAAUAUUUUCUUUUCACCUAUAAGCAUCUCUGCUUCCUUUGCAAUGCUGGCACUCGGGGCCAAGUCAGCGACACUGACGCAGAUUCUGGAAGGGCUUGCCUUUAACCUGAAAAAGACUCAGGAUCAGGAAAUACAUGAAGGUUUUUGCCAACUCCUCCACAUGCUGAACCGUUCAGAUAGUGAGCUCCAGCUGAGCCUGGGCAAUGCCCUUUUUAUAGAAGAGACGCUAAAACCACUACAGAAGUUCUUGGAUGAUGUUGAAAGCUUUUAUGAAUCUGAAGUAUUUUCUACUGACUUUAACAACUCCUCUGGUGCUGAGAAUCAGAUCAAUGCUUAUAUUGAGAAAAAGACAAAUGGGAAAAUUGUUAAACUAGUGAAAAACCUUGAUCCUCUCACGGCAAUGGUUCUUGUCAACUAUGUCUUCUUUAAAGCCCACUGGAAGAAACCCUUCAGUACUUCAUAUACAAGGCAGGAGGAUUUUUUUGUGGAUCAGAAAACAUCUGUAAAAGUUGACAUGAUGUAUCGAAAGGGUUAUUACAGAAAUUACUUUGAUGAAGAGCUGUCUUGUUGGCUCGUUCAGAUACCUUACAAUGGAAAUGCUGCAGCAUUAUUUGUUUUGCCUGAUGAAGGGAAGAUGAAGCAGGUGGAAGAUGCUUUCUUGAAAAGGACUGUGUCUAAAUGGGAAAAGUCCCUCCAAGACAGAAAAAUACAUCUGCAUAUUCCAAAAUUUUCUAUUUCUGGCACUUACGAUGUGAAAAAGAUAAUCAAACAAGUGGGCAUGAUUGACCUAUUCACUGAACAAGCUGAUUUGUCAGGAAUUACUGAGGUGCCUGGACUGAUGCUUUCAAAAGUGAUCCACAGAGCUGUGCUGAAUGUUCAUGAGAACGGCACUGAAGCAGCAGGGGCAACGGUGAAGGAGAUUACCUGGAGAUCUGGAGAUGUUCCUCAUCCGCCUAGAGUCAGAUUCAACAGGCCCUUUCUCGUGGUGAUUCUGGAUAAACACACCCGCACUGUCCUCUUCAUAGGGAAAAUUGUAAACCCUCUGAAAAAUGACUGAUUGACCAGAGGACGUCCACUUACGCACGUUGCUGCCUAAAUUCCUGUAAUCCAGCAAACUUUUCUGUGUACAUACCACAAAGUAUUAUAUUAGUGCUCACCUUUCAACCAUUAUCCUUAUAUACAUUAUUAAUCCCUUAAAACUCAAAAACUAUUCUUCUUAUCCAAAAGUCUCUGGUAUUUCCCUUUCCUCUCCACCCCAGUCUACAGCUGGUUAUAGCUGGCAGUGUUAACAAAAUACAAGUCACUUUUCACCUGUUUUGUAAGAAGCCAUUCCUGACAUGCUCCUCUAGAGUGUUUGAGAUUGUUCAAAGUCCUUGGAUCAUGUAGCUAUUGCUGCACCCUCAUGGUGUGUGUACAGGAGAGCAGGAGAAGGGAAAUGGGGAAAAGGAGGUGGGAGGUAUAACUGCUGUCAUUUCAAUCCACUAGACUUUGACAACUAGUCUUAAAUGUGGAUUCCCUUAAGGUUGGAGAGAAUUUCAUUUAAUUUCUUUGGUGUUUAACCAAGUAUGGCAUGAAGCUGCAAAACCAGUAACUGGCACACUGAAGGACAAAACAGUGUAAAGGACUGACAAGUGCAGCUCAUCUAAAUUGUCUCCAUCUGUCUCCUCCUCAGUGAAAGCUUUUCUCAUGAACACAAGAAGAGUUUCUUUGCUUUACAGAUAAUGUUUAUCCUACUAAGUAAGGAAGCCAUGACAGCAAAAGGACUUUCUGUUUUCUCUUACAAAUAUAGCUGUUAUUGUCAAUGCCCUGUGAUAAGAGUAUGGUGGAGCAGUCCAUGACAUCAGCAUCAGCUUCCUUUGUAUAGAUUUGUUGUCUCAGUCUUUUUUCUCCCACUGACAUUGCCUUCACUAUCACACUUUCUAGCUAGACUUGUCAGACUGUGGUAGAAAAGAGGAGGAGUGAGAAUUUUAACAUGAGAGAGCUUGUAUGUCCUCAGUAACAAGAGCAGAGCUUUCCUAGGUACCGUUAACUUGCUUUAAAAUAUCAUAGACACAUAUCAUAGCCACAUAUACAAAAUGCAGAUAAUAUUUGAGAAGUCACCUUUCUAAACAUUAACAGUGGAUUACUAUUACAGAGUAAAAACAUACUGUGACUUGACAUUUGUAUCUUUUUCACUUAAGGUUUCUUGAGUCUAACUUAUUGGUUUUGUGUUGUUUUGUAGUGAGUGACUCAGUCAGUUGAUAGGAUUUUAACAGACCAGAUACACUAGAUAGUUUUACGGUUAUGAAAGAAAAGAAAAACAAACCAGUAAAUAUUUAAAUUAUUUUGUUAUUUUUUCCUUAAUUUUUUAGAUCAACAUCUUGUUUUAUUAAAGUAUAGAAAGCAAAUGAAAGUCUUAAAUCACAGAUUGAUUAAAUCUUUUGCUAUAGAAUAUCUAACACCAAUAGCAAAAAAUGUAAAAUAUAAACGGCAACUUUUUAAACUUUAGUCUCUUAAAAUGUCUGUGAAAAAUGUAACAUAAAAUUAUGGUGAAUAUUUAUAAAAUAUCAUUAUCUUCAUUGUUUUGGGGAACUUUAUUUUCUUUGACAUUAAUUUUAUCAAGAUUAGUAAACUGUAGCUGUAAGUAUAUCAAUAAGGAAUAUAAGAAUAUUUCCAUGUCUAUCUGUCACACGUGUAACACUUGACAUUCACUCUCAAAGCCCUCAUAAAAUCAUGCAAAUCAAUGACAAAUGCUUCUUACUCUUAACUGUAUUUAGUCUGUUCAUUAUUUAGUAACAAACUGUUGUCUUCACACCUCUAAACAUAUAAGGAUUUGGUAUAAUACAAAUAAACUGAUUCUACAGAAGAUCAUUUAAAA
This is a messenger RNA of Columba livia (rock pigeon), 3261 nucleotides long. RefSeq names its product alpha-1-antitrypsin-like. Gene Ontology annotation, biological process: negative regulation of endopeptidase activity. The transcript is spliced from 5 exons. The coding region runs from base 163 to 1461 and encodes 432 amino acids. Gene Ontology annotation, molecular function: serine-type endopeptidase inhibitor activity. The record is from RefSeq and is a predicted model, not a curated record. Lineage: Eukaryota; Metazoa; Chordata; Aves; Columbiformes; Columbidae.